This is a messenger RNA of Plutella xylostella (diamondback moth), 2125 nucleotides long. It is a transcript of the gene nAChRa5, whose product is annotated as nicotinic acetylcholine receptor subunit alpha 5. The record is from RefSeq and is a predicted model, not a curated record. Gene Ontology annotation, cellular component: postsynaptic membrane. Gene Ontology annotation, biological process: monoatomic ion transmembrane transport. Gene Ontology annotation, molecular function: acetylcholine-gated monoatomic cation-selective channel activity; transmembrane signaling receptor activity. Lineage: Eukaryota; Metazoa; Arthropoda; Insecta; Lepidoptera; Plutellidae.
GCCAGUGCCGACGUCGCUGUGAGCCCGGGUGCCGGUGAGAUGGCGCGCGCGAGACGGCCCGCGAACUUCGCGCGAAUCCACCGCACAAUCUCACAUGCCUAAUAAAUUUUAUUACCACCUCGGGAACUCACAAUUUUAUACGCGCUCUUCACAUGUCACUGUGGUGUUGAAUUUCGUUUAGCUAGUUUUCAAUUUAGAUCAUGGUUUACUUUCUUUAGAUAAAAUUUUAUGGUACUUAUUUACUUAAUAGUUAAGUAUAAUGAAAACUAAUGACGUUAAUUAUAGUUUUAGUAUUCGGUAAUAGAGUAAAGAUAGAUUUUUAGUCAAUAUGUUAUCGUGGUGGUUGUUACGGCAGUUACUUUGGAUAGCGGCGCUUUUUAUUAUAAGAGGUGUGGUAUGCUGUGACGAAGAGUACCGGUUGAUCAGACACCUGAUGCAGAAGUACGAUGCGUCCGUGAGACCGGUGGAGAACUCCUCCACCCCGCUCCUGGUCACCUUCGGGGUCUCCCUGCAUCACAUCAUCGACGUGGAGGAGAAAGACCAGCUGCUCACGACGAACUGCUGGAUCACGCAGGUGUGGACGGACCACCACCUGCGCUGGAACGCCAGCGACUUCGACGGCAUCAACGUCAUCCGGAUGCCCUACGAGCGGGUCUGGAAACCGGACAUCAUCCUGUAUAAUAAUGCCGACCCCAACUACCGCUCCGCCGUGAUCAACACGAACGUGAUCGUGAAGAGCAGCGGCGAGGUGACGUGGCUGAGCCACGGCAUCUACGUGUCCGUGUGCGACAUCAACGUGGAGCAGUUCCCCUUCGACAUCCAGCUGUGCACCAUGAAGUGGGCCUCGUGGACCUACGACGGGUUUCAGCUGGACCUGAAGAAGCAGUUCGACGAGGGCGACACCACGAACUACCAGACGAACGGCGAGUUCGACCUGGUCAGCUUCGACGCGAUCCGACACGACCAGUACUACUCGUGCUGCGUGGAGCCCUACCCCGACAUCACCUACGUCAUCAAGCUGCGCCGCAGACCCAUGUUCUAUGUGUUUAAUCUCAUCUUGCCGUGUCUGCUUAUUAAUGGUAUUGCACUGCUGGUGUUCUACGUGCCCUCGGAGUCGGGUGAGAAGGUGACGCUCGGCAUCAGCGCGCUGCUGUCCAUGACCGUGUUCCUCAUGACCAUCCGGGAUACGCUGCCGCCCACGGAGAAGACGCCGCUAAUUAGUUUAUAUUACGGCGUGAGCACCUGCCUCGUGUCGUUUUCAGCUUCGCUUUCAGUCGUCACCCUCAAUAUAUCUUACAGAGGAGUGAGAGGGCAGCCGGUGCCGGCGGUCCUGCGCGAGCUGGUGCUGCAGCGGCUCGCCAGGAUGCUCUUCAUCAACCUCGACACUGACCCUAAGGCUGACAGCGGCAGCGCGGUGGUGGCGGGCGUGCAGGUGAACCCCCGCACAGGCUCGCGGCUCAAGUCCGACGUGCGCUGCGACGGCGCGCCCCCGCCCCCCGCCUCGCCCCGCUUCGCCCGCCAUAACCACAACCAUCACGGCCACACAGUCCCCCCGCCCCCCGGCGCGGGCGGCGCGGGGGAGGGGUGCGGGGCGGGCUGCCCGCGCUGCUCCUGCUGCGGGUGCACGCUGCGCGACGCCGCCGCCCGCCACGAGCAGCGCGUCGCCGCUAACGAGCGGCUCGAGAGAGCCAACUUGGAGUGGAAGCAGGUAGCGGUGGUGGCGGACCGCGCCCUCCUGGCUGUGUUCGUGCUAGUCACCACCAUCUCCACCGCGGCCAUCCUCCUACCACAGCUGAACAACCUGCACGUCGGCAACACACCCCUGAAACCACCCAUCUAGGUAGCAGUACCGCGUGACUACAGACGUCUUUGUGCCAACGAAUUUUAGUGUGAAGAUGUAAGAUGUAUCGCAAGCGGAGGAGAAUAGGUAAAUAAGAUGUAAAAAUUGUGACGGGAUGAUCUGCGUGUAGUAUAGAAAUUACUGUUGCAAUUAAUUAUGAUUGUAUAUAUAUUAUGUAUGUGCCAAAUAUUUGAAUAGAUUCAAUGUCAAUUAAAUUAAGAGUUAAAAAUCCACGUAAUUAAUUACCAAUAAGUUGGUUUUGAAUAAUUUUGUAUCUGCGAUAUG